This is a messenger RNA of Zea mays, 1887 nucleotides long. RefSeq names its product Transcription factor GTE7. Bases 129 to 1583 code for a protein of 484 amino acids. The record is from RefSeq and is marked predicted. Lineage: Eukaryota; Viridiplantae; Streptophyta; Magnoliopsida; Poales; Poaceae. Gene Ontology annotation, molecular function: protein binding. The transcript is spliced from 3 exons.
CAUUUCCGAACGGGUCGCGCCCGAGCCCGAUAUGCCCGCGAAGCCCAGGCCCAGCCAGACCCAAAGCGAUGCGACGGAGAUCGUGAGAUCGCGCGCCGCAGCCUCCUCCCCCGCCCCCGCCGCCGGCGAUGACCUCCGCAGUCCUCGCCGGCCGGAAUGAGGUCCACCAGGCGCAUCAGCACCACCGCCAAUGGGCUGGCGCCCGCGUCCCGCUCAUGCCCAAGCCGUCCUCCAACCCUAACCCUAGGCGCCACCGCGCGGGCCCAAACCCUAUCCCCAGUGGCUCGCCGCCGGAGCCGCGGGCCGCUCCGGCCGUCGCGGCCGAGCCCUCGCCGUCGCCUUCGGGGCACCUGAACUUCAGGCCGUCGGAAAUGACCCCCGCCGAGGCCCGGCACCUCCGCGCGCGGCUCACCAGCGAGCUCUGCCGCGUCCGCGCUUUCCUCUCCCGCAUCGACUCGUGGCAGGACGGGCAGCGCCGGCGCCGGGGCCCCGAGCCCCCCGCGCGCGGCCCGUCCCCGCCGCCGGCGCUGGUGGAGGCGAUGCGGAAGCGGUGCGCGGACAUCCUGAUGCGGCUGCGGAGGUCGAAGAAGAGCGUGUGGUUCAACUCCCCGGUCGACGUGGAGGGCCUCAAGCUGCACGACUACCGCGCCAUCAUCCGGAGCCCCAUGGAUCUCGGCACCGUCAAGCAGAACCUCACCGCCGGCCGGUACCCCUCGCACGAGGCGUUCGCUGGCGACGUCCGGCUCACCUUCAACAACGCGCUGCGGUACAACCCGCCCGACCACCACGUGCACAGGUACGCCGGCAACCUCCUCGCCUCGUUCGAGGGGAUGUACAAGGAGGCCGUCUCGUGGUUCGAGCAGCAGCGCCAGCAGCUCGAGCCACCAAUGCAGCCCGAUUUGCCGCCGCCGCCACAGCUCCCGGUCGUCUCUGUGCCAGUGCAAGCGCCCCCGAGGAUGGGUGGGGGCGGGAGGAGGCCCAAGCCCAAGGCCCGGGAGCCAAACAAGAGGGAGAUGGACGAGGAGGAGAAGCAGAAGCUGAGGGUAGAGAUCGAGAACUUACCCGAGGAGAAGAUGCUGAAUGUGCUGCAGAUUGUGCAGAAGAGGAACAGCGAUCCAGCGUUCACUGGGGAGGUUGUCGAGCUCGAUUUCGACGAGCUGGAUAUGGAGACCCUCUGGGAGCUCGAUCGGUUCGUGGUCAAUUGGAGGAAGGCUCUGAAGAAGAGCCAGCGGAACUCUAUGGUGAAUGGCGAUGCUGCCGCGGCGGUGAAUGGAGACGCCAUCGAUGUGACAGUUGUUCCGGACGACGACGACAUGGUCGAGGUUGCUGUCAAUCCGUCCGUGGCGGUCGAGAUCGGAGAGUCGGCUGACGUUCCAGAGAAAGAAAUGGAGGCCGAGAUGGUCGACGAUUACGUGGAUAUAGGCGACGAGAUGCCGACAGUGAAUUACCAGUCAGUGGAGAUCGAGAGGGAUUCCCCGGCGGCUGCCAGCAGCUCAAGCGGAUCAGGAAGUGGCUCGUCUUCAUCCAGCGAUUCCGACUCGGACUCCGAUUCUGACGGGGACGAUGCCAGCGCCCCGCACUAGGUGUGGCUGUUGUUGCUGUUUUAUCUGACUGUACUGUAGGAUUAGCGAUGAGUAGGUGACUGAAAAGGUUCCAUUUGAUGAGGCGUUUUGAAGAACGGUAUAGAGAAGCCUGUAGGGAACUCUUGUUCAUGCAAUGCAAGUGGUUGUGUUCGUCUGUGUAUGUGUGGGUGCAGCAUUUAGGUUGUCGGUACUUGGGUGAUGGGUAGGUGGUAGAUGCUUGGGUAGAUUGGGAGGCUUCUGUAAAGAGGGGAAUAUAAGCUGGAACAAAGAGGAAAAGUAGCAAUGCCGGCCGGGGCAUUUCUUC